This is a messenger RNA of Mucor mucedo, 336 nucleotides long. RefSeq lists its product as uncharacterized. The record is from RefSeq and is a predicted model, not a curated record. Gene Ontology annotation, molecular function: RNA binding. The annotation marks the transcript as partial. The transcript has 3 exons. NCBI's taxonomy places the organism in Eukaryota, Fungi, Mucoromycota, Mucoromycetes, Mucorales, Mucoraceae.
CAAAGAAAUAUCGUCUUGAUAUGUAAUUUAGAUCCUCGGGCAACAGCCGAAGAUGUUGGUGAAGCAUGCAGUGUUUUUGGUCCAAUUUUGAGCUGUGACAUAUUAGUGGAUCCAAUGGGUAGACCACUGAAUGAAGCCGAGAUCGAGUUUGUUUACUCAAACUCCGCCGAAGAAUGCGUAUCCAAGCUGGACAAUGGCAUCGCUGAUGGUCGCGUAGUUCGCGCCAGAUUACAGAGUAGUGCAACACUACCUGUUGUUCCUAGAUAUUCAUCCAGAACAGUUAUUGCAUCUGCAAGAGUAGCCCAAGGAGGCUUUGAUAAUAACUCACAGCAGUAA